This is a messenger RNA of Coregonus sp. 'balchen', 20355 nucleotides long. Lineage: Eukaryota; Metazoa; Chordata; Actinopteri; Salmoniformes; Salmonidae. The record is from the annotation of a GenBank genome assembly.
AAACACUAUGACCUAUCGCCCCUCAUUGCAGCCGUGAACAGAUGAGAAAUGAAAGCGGUGGUGACUGUAGCAAAUACCGAUUGAUAGAAGCGAGAAUACGUUUGAAAAAAAUCUUCCUUUUGAAUUCCUCUUCUUUUGUAGUAUAACGAUCUAUAAAUUGAAAUAAGGUCUGUUCAAAGAGGAGAUUACUCGAAACUAAGAGAAGGGUUUGUUUAGCUCGCAAAUUGACUAGCCGUCUAGCUAACAUUAGCUACGGCAAUCUGAAUCACACAUACUGAUUUAUAAUCGACGUCGCUGAUUUAUCGAAGUGCGCAUAUCGUCUUCGACAUCGGGGUGGUCGACCGUUCGCCAUUCAAUCCUGUCUUCCUCCUUGACGCAGUCCAAAGAGUGUACUGGUUCAGAGAAUGCUAAAGAAUGAGUCAAAGGGAUACCUUGGUUCAUUUGUUUGCCGGAGGGUGAGUAGCUAUUAUUUGCUCUGAAUAACGUUAGCUAGUCGACAUGACAUUUCCUGACUGACUUUUACAGUCAAAAUUAGCUUGCAUGGCUAUCUUGGCGAAAAUAAGACCCAUUUAUUUCCCCAUUGCCAUUUUUCAAGGCGCGCGUGCAUGUUACAUUAGCAGCUGCACUACCCGACCCAUCCUCAGGCAGCAGCUAGCCAGUUGCAGCAUCAAAGUAGGCUACCACGGUCGAGCAAGCUAGGCGCUGGCCACUACUAUUGUAGCCUAGUUUCAACACAUCAAAGAUAUUUGCAGUAGUUCCAGAUGUUGACGUUUAUCACAAAAUACAUUAUUUAAUUCGACAGAAAACAGGUUGACACCCACGCAUCACACUCCAGGGUUGUUGGUUUGCUCUCCGACAGAUGAGUAUGCUCGUGAAUGAAAUAUCCAUGACGCACGAGCCUUUGUUGUUCUCGUGCAGCCGUUGACCGAGUAGUGAUGGCUAUGUCGCCGAAUAUCAUAAUUACAUUUCUGGACACAUAUUUUUUUGCGUUGUCAUACUCCGACAAACCUUAUAAAACGCACAUUUGUAAAGAUGGGGAAGAUGCCCUGGCCUAUGCAAUGCAUACUCUGUAACAACUACUGCAACACCAUUCUAUAGACUGGAUAAAAAGGUCAGGUCAAAACACGGGUGUAAUCGUUAUUCCGAACAGGAAUAAUGAUUGCACUAUAAUGAUUACAUUAUUCCAAACAGUUGGAACGUUUUACAACUAAAACGAGAGUUUCUAUUGGACAAAUUUAGGUAGGUCCAUCCCCGUUCCGAUCCGUCUGCUUUCGUUUAAGAAAGGUUUGCCACAAAAUUGUCGUAAUGAAUACGCCCCUAGCUAGGCUAUAUAUUUGACUGACGCUUACACGAUAGGCUAUAAGUAAAACUCAACUCCACAAUGUACUUCACAUCAACGGAGUAGAGCAGCGACUAGUGUGGGCGGACUGGAGCUUCGACAUUAUUUGUAUAUAUAUAUAUAUAAAUGAUCGAAAAGUAUGGAUUUCAGCACCCCCAAAAUAGCCCGCAAUUACACUGCACGUUGUCCCGCUCUACUCUUUUGAAGUAAAAUACAUUGUGAAGUUGUUUUACUUGGCUAAUGAUAGGCUAGUUAUGCAUGUCAGUGGAAAUAUUGAGGAACAGUAUUCUCCGUGCAUUCUAUUUCUAGGACGCACAUGAAAAAAAAAACACGUCUCGUUUGAUUUGGGCUCAAGUCUCCCAGCGUUCAUUACUUUUCAUUCUCAAUGUAUAAAAGAAAACUGCAAGAAAGUCUCUGUUGUAACGUUAUCAGGAGACUACCUGCGUGUUUCAGUUCCUGUAGGCGUGUACAUCAUUGGUGUCAUAUGUGUCACACUUAAUUUCUAGCUUUGCCACAUUGUAAUUUAGUAGACCUUCACAUUCAAUACAUCUUGCCAACACAUGGGAAGUUGGAAGGGUUAAAGGGCACCUGUCUGUAGCCUAGGUUGCUGAAAAUGGACUUGUCUGACUGCUCCAAGUAAAUUGAGAUUGUAGAUCUCACCAAUAUGCUUAGGGGCAUUGAAACAUGACCAGUUGGUUAUUAGAGCCAUUCUCGCAAUUGGACACUAAAUAUGCCUACUUAUCACGGAAAAUCUAAUUCUAGUAUGGUUUUGGCACAAGUCUUUGGAUAACACUUUCAAAGAAAGACAAGGUGAUGAUUGAUUCCAUUUCUUUCUUUUUAGCUUUGUUUUCCCCUUUUAUAUUGUUUUCUUUGUCAGUCAGCCUCUCCUUUUCUUUCAGGCGCUCUGUAAACUUUUAAAAUGUCAGCUUGUAAGGCCUAUCUUGUCAAACCAGAAUAUUUUAUAUCUCCUUCAUUGACUAUGAAAAUUCAAUUUUAGGGGCACAAGUUGUGACAAAGUUACUUCAGCGAGAAGCAAAUAAUUAUUGUCCCCUUGAUGUUUCUCACAACAGGGCUCAAGGCCUGUGUGCAUGUUUCCUCUCACUGCCGGUUGUACACACACACACACAGGCCGCAGCAUGGAACAGCCCUCUGAAUCUAGACCAAAGGUCGCUCUUGCCUGUAUGUGGGUUUGUCUGACUGAGACAGAGUGCUGCAGCAAAGGAAUACACUCAUACCAUGCAUGCUACUCACAUUCGUUAAACCUAGCCUACAGAGGAUAUACUACGGUGACUAUUUUCAGGAACCAUUCCACUAUAAUUGUGCCUUGUAGUAUGCAUUCUACACAGCCCUGAGCCCAUGUUGAGGUUCAUUGACAAAUAUUAUUUGAAAGCGGAGCUGGGAAAGCCUGUAACCUAGCAAACACAGAAGUCACAACACAUGAAUUGUAACCCACCUAGCUCCGGGGGGCCAGACAAACCAUGUCAAGGCGUUACAGGAAAAAGGGCCACCACCUCAGUUUACACAUCGUCACAGACAAGUUAGUCCAGUUCAAAGUCUCCCAGGCAGUGGGUUGGCCCGGGCCAUUAUCUAUUUACAGUUGCACGUUUUUAUGUUCAACUCAAGCUGAAUGUGUAUCAAUAUGCUGAACCUGAUCCAGCUGCUGCUAGCAUUGAAAAUCAACUGGUUGUUUCCAGAAAUACCAAGUCUCGAUAUGGUUGUCUUACUCUACUUCUUAAGAGCAUUGUUGGCCCCAAUACAAUCAGAGUUGAAUUAUCCACAAUUCACUUCAGGAGAUUUUAUGCCCAUCUUAGUACCACAAUUUGAAAAGCUUCAAAAAGUUUUAAAAUCACAAGCAACAAACUAGAAUAUAGCUGUUUGUUUGGUAGCACUUUAUAUUACAGCACAGAAUACAGUGGGUAGGCCUAUAACAUGGUAAUGCAGUGGGUAGGCCUAUAACAUGGUAAUACAGUGGGUAGGCUUAUAACAUGGUAAAAAGGAACGUUUUGCACAGUAUUUACUGUACUUUUGUCUAUUCUGACCUGCCCAUCUUCCUCCUCUCUCUCUGUCUCUCCCUCCCCCCCCCCCGUCUAGGUGUGGGGGCACAGUGGGUGCUAUUCUGACUUGUCCGCUGGAAGUAGUGAAGACCAGACUCCAGUCCUCUCAUGUCACCUUCUACAUCUCUGAGGUGCAGCUCAGCACAGUCAACGGGGCCAGUGUGGCCCGCAUGGCCCCCCCGGGACCCUUGCACUGCCUCAAGUAAGUUCACCAACACACAGGGGUCACAGAGAAUAUCCUACACAUUAUGUAUGUUUACAGGGUUUGGUGGGUCAGUUCUAUUUUAAGUUCAGUUCAGUUCCAGACUAUUCAGGUGAUGAACUGAAAUGUUUGCACUUACCACAGAGAAUACACACUGUGUCUACUCAGUGAGGUUGUGGUCAACUCUAUUUGAAGUUUAGUUCAGUUCCAGUCUAUUCUUGGGAUGAGUGGGUGUUUAUGCACAUUGCACAGACAAAAACCCUGUGGGUCGAAUUCCGACCCAAAACGUUCACGUGUAACCCAGAUUUCUGAUAAGCUCUGUUGACAUUAGUGCAGGGUUUCAAUGACCGUAAAUGUUGGGGUCAAUCUGAUCUCUUAUCAAUUCAAUGAAUCAAUGGAAAUCAUCCUAACCCUUGUACCAGCAACUGGCAAACCAACAGCAAACAUUCCUGCAUCAUCAAACGAUCGCCGACCCUCUCAGGAAGAGUUUAUAUCUGGACGUUUCACUGUCAAGGCCACCUACAGUAUCUCACCUGCCCUUUGAUACCAUGACCUAACACCCUAUGACUCAAAGAUGUGUUAUGAGUUACUGUAGACGGGAGUGUUAUCAGACAGAAAUGUCUUUCAACUUUUCAUUUUUCAUGGUUACGGAGGGGUCGUCUUUUAUUGUCCACAAAGGUCGUUAAUGAAAGAGUCUACUUUACCACGUUAAAAAAAUGUUUUAAGCUAGGAGAGUCAUUCCCUGCUUUCAUCAUACUAUGUUAUGACCGAAUCUUCACUUGCAUUCAGCAUUUUGAUUGUAGGAAUAUGGCUCUCCCACACUGGGUCCGACAUUAACGAUGGCCCGGGACCAGUAAAAACAUGUCGGGCCAGUGUAUCUUGUCAGUGUAUUUUUGCAUUCCAGUUCAACAUUUACCUGCUCUGUCGCAGUCUACCAUUGAAAACCAUUGAAGACUACAGUCGUGCUUGUUGUAUUUGAGCAAUAUAUGAUUGGCCGUUCAUUCAAGCUCCACCACGCUCCCGCAGUCACAACUGCUCGAACACUCAAGUUGAUGCGUUAAUACAAUGUAAUUCUAAAGAAUAGAGUAAUGACUUACAUUGCUAAAUUAUAUUACACUGCUUUAUAAUACAUAUCAUAACCAAAUGUAGCAUGUUAAUAGCUGCAUAUAGAGAGAAAGGAUGCCAACCUAUACGACCUGCAUGACCCCAAUUCAUUUUAAAACUACACCAUGUCUGGGCCAGUAGAAAUUCUGUUUGGAUGAGUAGAUUUAUGGCCAACUGACCCGACCGGGCCAGUGAGAGAAAACGUUUACAAUGGACCCUGCCCACACACUAAACCACAUAGCGGGAAUAGCUUCUUGACAUUAUUUUUGUAAAACACAUCUCAGAUUGGGGGUUGUAGCCUUGCUUUCAUCAUUUCCGAUAAGGCAGAAAUAUCCCUUAUCAUAUUGGACAAGUACAAGGUGUUCCAUCGCAUACUUAAAUCUGCCUCUCGCUCACUUGUAAAAAUAGGAGAACAGAAGGGGGAGAGGCUUAGUGUGGAUCUGUUUUGGUUCGCUCAUACCAAUAGCUGUUAACAUGCCCUCACCUCAAAUAUUCCCCACCGAGGGGCCUGGAGGCACAACCUGUUUCACAACUGGCGUAGUGAAGGGAGCAUACAGUAAGUGAGGGGUAAUGGAGGCUUGAGCAUAUUACCUAAGUACACUGGGCCAUAGACCUUGUAGUUGUAUGGGCAUACAGUGCAUUUGGAAAGUAUUCAGACCCCUUGACUUUUAACACAUGUUGUUAUGUUACAGCCUUAUUCCAAAAGGGAUUACAUUGUUUCCCCCCCCCCCCUCAUCAAUCUACACACAAUACCCCAUAAUGACAAAGCAAAAACACGUUUUUAGAUUUUUUUGGCCAUAUUUAUAAAUAAAAGAAACUGAAAUAUCACAUUUACAUAAGUAUUCAGACCCUUUACUCAGUACUUUGUUGAAGCACCUUUGGCAGUGAUUACAGCCUUGAGUCUUCUUGGGUAUGACGCUACAAGCUUGGCACAACUGUAUUUGGGGAGUUUCUCCCAUUCUUCUCUGCAGAGUUGUAUGGGCAUAUCUAUUGAGAUAGGCCUUUAUCGGUCUUUACAAGGCCUGUUCACCAAAUCUUGAUCUCUCCAACCAAACAUACUCCUUUUGGACAUAAUUAGGUGCCUCCAACGCCCUUUUUCAGUUAAUACAUGAAGUGUAAAUUCCAUCUUGAUCGAUGUAGCUAUCUUCAUCCGUGGCCUUAUCACUAUAAAAGCCACUUCAUUAAUGAUAUACAAAGAUUGUACCAAUCAAGCCAGAAGCAAUGGUUAACCAAGACAAGGACCAAGAGUACUGCUACAUAUACAACGAUUGUGCUUUCCAGUGAAAUUUCGAUAAAGGCCCCUUUUUAAGGAAAGCUUUCAUCAGGCUUUGGAAGGAGGUAGAGGGCUGCAUUCCUGCGGGAUGGCCACAGGACCUGCGGGUCCCGACAGAGAUCAUUGCGGCGCGGUCUGCAUUUCUCAUGCUGCGGUUGAGAGCGGGCAGUCAGACAUACAACUUUGGGAUGAAAAUAUUUAUAUUUUGGGGAAAAAGUCGUCUUCCUGAUUUGUAUGCGUUAGCCAAGGCCUACCUAUUGUAUUAAGCACAUCUUUGUCGCAUCAUUCACACACUCUCAGAUUUUGCUGCUUCAAGUUAAGGAUCCUACCUCUCCUCUCCUAGUUUGGCAUGCGAGAUCAAGUGCACCUAGUACCUAUAUGUGGGUCUCAAUGAAAUACAGUAGGCUGCCUAUGCAUGGGCAGAGAAUCACGUGGAAGUUAUCUUUUCAAGGAAAUUAAAUAUGAUUAGAUUCGUUUAGGACAGUGUCUGUAAAUAAAUAUUGAUAAAGAAGUGGAGGGCGCUCAACCAACGUGAGUCGAGGUGCAAUCCAAUUUUUAAAAUCAUAAUUCAAAAGAAAAAGGCACAACUUGCGCAUAGGUUAGGUUACUAUGGUUAGCGAGCGUUACGCCUUUUCAUUUUCAAUAAAUAUUGAUUACCCAUUUAUUUGUCUCUGCCUGCAAAUCGUCUUCCUAAAAGGUAGGCUAUAUCCUAUAUGCAGAACGUAGCUCAAGAGAAAGUGCAAGUGUCCGCUGUCAUCAUUCUUGCUGCUUCAAGUUCAGUAGCCAUAUCUGCGAGAUCAGGUGCGCAUGUGGUCUCAGUUAAAUAGAGUAGGCUAUAGCCUAUGCAUGGACGGAGAAACACGGGGCAGUUAUCUUUUCAAGGAAAUGUACUUCCUAAAUAUGAUUACGCUAUAGUUUACUACAUUGCCUAAAAAUAAAUAUUGAUCACCCAUAUUUGUCUCAGUCUGAAUAUAUAAAACGUAGCUCAAGAGAAAGUGCAAGUCUCCAACUCUGCUCUCUUAAACCCCCCUAGAGUCGAUUUCCGCGGCCCCGCUGAAUUCUAAUUAGCGUAAUAAAUAAAAAAAAUCUGUCUGUUUAAGCUGGAGAUUGCAUUGGAUGAUUCUCAAUCGACCGCAUCCGCCGAUGUUGCCCUUCCGCAUCUGCGGUGAAAGCUGGCAGAGCUACAGAGGUGUUUGUCGGACCAUGAGACAUCACGAAAAUUGGUCUUCUCACGAAAACAUCUUUAGCGCCCGAACGGUUUGGCCCAAAAAAACAUGAUGACGCCUCUAUUCGCUGAUAUAUCCCAGUAAUACCGAUAGCUUAAUCUAAUGGGCCACGUGAACAUUUCUGGUAAUUUAUCCUAUUUCUACGGUUAUUUUUGCGCAUUUUGAUAUUGCCUAUAGGGCACAAAAUUGCUGGGACUAUGGCUGGCAUGUGAGCUCCGUCACAUGGUUGGGUUCGGGACCAGUUCUUGUGGUAGCGGGUAGGAGUCCGACAGAAAGCCAGCGGGUGUGGGCGGGUUCAGUAUGAAAAGCUGCGGGCGGGAGCGGGAUGAAUAAAUCAGUCCCGCACAGACCUCUAGCUGGAGGCUUGGUUCCGUCUUAUCACAGCUGCACUGUUCUUGGACCUGCUUCUCUCCCUUCUUUCCCUCAGUCAACAUCCAUGCUUCUGCCCUGGGGAAGUACUAGCUGAAACCCAACACCACCACUAUGCAGCACAGGGAGAAAACAAACCUGCAGAAGUGGGUCACCAGUGUACGCAGCGCUGGCCAAAUCCCAUUUAGAACAGAGUAGAUCUGUAUGAGCUGAGUUCUGUGGCUGCGUAGAUAUGAGGGAAGAUGCUGAAAGUCUUCUAGGACUGUAUUCAUAGUUGACUGUAUUCAUAGUUGACUGUAUUCAUAGGUGACUGAAUUCAUAGUUGAAUCUAGAUAUAAAACUAUUUCAAAGCAGUGAGUGUGUGCUAUUUCGAUGAAUUAGGUUAAUGGUGGAAUAGCCUUGGCUUGAAUUCAGGCUAAGGAUGUAGGGAAGCAGUGAUGUCAGCAUAUGGGGCAACAUUUCAUCAUGGCGCAUUAAGAACACCUGCUCUUUCCAUGACAGACUAACCAGGUGAAUCCAGGUGAAAACUAUGAUCCCUUAUCGAUGUCACUUGUUAAAUCCACUUCAAUCAGUGUAGAUGAAGGGGAGGAGACAGGUUAAAGAAGGAUUUUAAAGAGACAGUUGAGACAUGGGUUGUGUAUGUGUGCCAUUCAGAGGAUGAAUGGGCAAGGCAAAAUAUUUAAGUGCCUUUGAACGGGGCAUGGUAGUAGGUGCCAGGCGCACCGGUUUGAGUGUGUCAAGAACUGCAAUGCUGCUGGGUUUUUCACGCUCAACAGUUUCUUGUGCGUAUCAAGAAUGGUCCACCACCCAUAGGACAUCCAGCGAACUUGACAACUGUGGGAAGCAUUGGAGUCAACAUGGGGCAGCAUCCCUGCAUCCUGAGGGCAAAAGGGGGGGAUACAGCUCAAUAUUAGGAAGGAAGGUGUUCUUAAUGUUUUGUACACUCAGUGUUUAGGCUAAUGACACUAUAAACACAGCAUGACCGCUAUCAUCAGCCAUUUUCAUAGAGCAGCUACUUGCACUGCGUGACCUUACAAUGUCAUACUCUCCAUUGGAGGCCUGCUAUCUAGCUUAACUGUUUGGCAAGCCGCCUAAUGCUAGCUGAAUGAGCCAUGACCACGUUGACUCAUUAGUUACAAACUGUCACAUGCCACUCUCUUAUCGCUUAUCUCCGAUUACACAAGUCACCUAUCAGUUAUCAGGUAUGUUGCCCUGUAGUACAUUUCCUCUCUCGAUUUUAAAUCCCCAUGAUGUCCCAAUGUCACCCUCCCACAUACGAAUGCUGAAAUACAUCAUCUAAUUGAAUGCAUCAUAAGUUAUAUUGAUCUGUUUUGACACUUUUUGUUUUUGUUUCCUUUGGUCCAUUUUGCAAUAACACACAGUAUCAGGAAAUGGACCAUAAAUGCAUUUGUUUAUUACUAUUAGUCACGAAUAGAAGAUUUUAGGCAAAGGCCGAUGUUCUAUGGUCAUGGCAGGCUGAUUAUCCACAUUGGCACUAUCCCACGACUGGAGCACUAUCUUGAUAUCAAUAUUUUCUUUUGUUUCAUCAUAUCAAUAAUUAGCACUUGAUUUAGCACUAUGCUAACUAACAUCACCCCUCUCUCUCCCUCUACAGGUUGAUACUGGAGAAGGAGGGACCCCGCUCUCUCUUCAGAGGGCUGGGGCCCAACCUGGUGGGUGUGGCUCCUUCCAGGUAUGGCCACACUUCCUGUGCAAUAAUUAUCCUUCCUGUUGUGGCUUCUGCUACUAUUUUCUGUCUUUCUGUGUAGGCUACUUCAUGGAGCUUUUUUUCUGGCAACCACAGAUUUAAAAGGGGUGGCGAAGUAGAUUUUAUAUUCUAUUCAGCUAUGAGACAUUAGAGAGAAUUCUGUUUGUCUUUGGUUUUCCAUUAUUUGACCUUGGCGAGACCUCUGUCAAAAUCCCUUUUUUUAAACCACCGUCCACAUCGGAGGACAAGAUGAUUACCACAAUUUACGUUAUUUUUCAUAAAAUCAUACAGAACAUAAUCUUUGUCCAUGAAAAAAACAAUACAUGAUUUCUACUGAAUCCCAGUAAAAUUCCACUCCCGCCCCGUCCUCAUCUUCCACCUCCACCAGGGCAUUAUUAAUUCUCCCUAUUGGUAGAACCCAGACGGAAAUGAGACCGUUCUAAGUGUGAGCCAUAUUACGCAACAGCAGCCUCCUGGGUCCAGUCUCUGUUAAUCAGAGUCACUGUGAGCAGAGCAGCGGCCGUCCACUGGGGCUGCUGCUGGGUCAUGUGACUGAUUGUGUCGCUGCCAUAUCAUCACAAUGCAGCGAUGCCAUUGGCCCCCUCUGUUGUUGUGUGUUUAAUCUCCCCUUCCCUGGAUGAGAUGGCUCUCUGUCUCUGUUUACCUUACACUUAGUUUUUCUCUGUAAAUGUCUCUUUUCUGCAUUUAUCGCUUCACCUCUCUGCAUGUAGAUUAUCUCUCUCUCAUUCUGUUUUUCUCACCCUCACUGUGGGGCGUUAAAUGCCCAGUGAUGGUCUGCCCUGGUUCCGGCUGUGUAUUUUGUGUCUGUCUAGGCUGUGCCUGUGAGUAUGCUGAGUCUCUGAAUAGAUUUUGUGUGUGUGUGUGUGUUUUCCCGUCCUCUGUGGAGUGAGCUGCUCUCCCUAGCUGUGGCGGCUGGCUGCCUCGUGACGUGCAGGGAAGAGAGGGGACAUUAUGUAAAGUCUGCCUCGACACUGCAGGGAAGGGAGACCAACAGCAGGGCCCACUAACCUGAGCACACACACGCCUUUGCUAAUACUGCAGGACACGAGAGAGGGAGGUAGUGAGAGAGCGAAAAGAGAAAGACUGACCUGAGCGCACACUGCCUUCGAAAAUACUGUGGAGGAAAGAGAGCGAGAAAUGCAAAGGGCGAGAAAUCAAUCAUCCUCCAUUAAGACAAACUGCAGGGUUCCUCAAUGCUGCUGCACUGGGACGGAGCAAAAAAACCACAACUUUUCACCAACACCGCUCACCAGCGACUUGACACUAACCAGGCUUUACCUACAGUAACACAGCAGGAAACCUUAUCUAACCGGGCUUUACCUACAGUAACACAGCAGGAAACCUUAUCUAACCGGGCUUUACCUACAGUAACACAGCAGGAAACCUUAUCUAACCGGGCUUUACCUACAGUAACACAGCAGGAAACCUUAUCUAACCAGGCUUUACCUACAGUAACACAGCAGGAAACCUUAUCUAACUGGGCUUUAUCUACAGUAACACAGCAGGAAACCUUAUCUAACCGGGCUUUACCUACAGUAACACAGCAGGAAACCUUAUCUAACCGGGCUUUACCUACAGUAACACAGCAGGAAACCUUAUCUAACCGGGCUUUACCUACAGUAACACAGCAGGAAACCUUAUCUAACCGGGCUUUACCUACAGUAACACAGCAGGAAACCUUAUCUAACCAGGCUUUACCUACAGUAACACAGCAGGAAACCUUAUCUAACCGGGCUUUACCUACAGUAACACAGCAGGAAACCUUAUCUAACCGGGCUUUACCUACAGUAACACAGCAGGAAACCUUAUCUAACUGGGCUUUAUCUACAGUAACACAGCAGGAAACCUUAUCUAACCGGGCUUUACCUACAGUAACACAGCAGGAAACCUUAUCUAACCGGGCUUUACCUACAGUAACACAGCAGGAAACCUUAUCUAACCAGGCUUUACCUACAGUAACACAGCAGGAAACCUUAUCUAACCGGGCUUUACCUACAGUAACACAGCAGGAAACCUUAUCUAACCGGGCUUUACCUACAGUAACACAGCAGGAAACCUUAUCUAACCGGGCUUUACCUACAGUAACACAGCAGGAAACCUUAUCUAACCGGGCUUUACCUACAGUAACACAGCAGGAAACCUUAUCUAACCGGGCUUUACCUACAGUAACACAGCAGGAAACCUUAUCUAACCGGGCUUUACCUACAGUAACACAGCAGGAAACCUUAUCUAACCGGGCUUUACCUACAGUAACACAGCAGGAAACCUUAUCUAACCGGGCUUUACCUACAGUAACACAGCAGGAAACCUUAUCUAACCGGGCUUUACCUACAGUAACACAGCAGGAAACCUUAUCUAACCAGACGGAGAAGUCAGUAACACAGCAGCUGUGUGCCCUGGAUGUGGAACGGUACUGGCUGAUAUGUCUCCCCUUGGCAGCGGGCUGCAGAGUGCUACCGAGCUGAGCAUCUUGUUGGCCAUUUAGAGCAUGGUUGAAUGGUUGGCUGGUUGGCUGGGCAGUCAGAACACAGCACACACACAAGCUUUAAAUCAGUCCAUCACUAAGGUCGGCCAUUACAUAACACUCACAAACACACACACGUGCGCCCAAUCUCACAUCUGCAUGCACACACAUGUACAUGCACAGUGUACUCUCACUCUGACAAACGCACACUAAGGGCGAAGUGAGCAAGCCGAGCGCAGGCGGGUCGUUGGUUUUAAAUCCCCACAGCGGAAAUGUCUACUUGAGUAAUCCUGUGAUUUGAGUUAAGUAGAGAGAGAGUAGGAGCUGCAAGGGCGAUAAAUCUCCAGCUAAAGCAGGGUUUGGGUGCCUGGGUGGGGAUGAGUUGUACAUAUGCAUGCGUGUGCAGUGACCUUCAGAUGGACACACUACGCAGGAACCCUCCUAAUGGACCAUUAUUUAUAUAGGCCUAGAUGGGGGGUUUAAUGUGGGUUGGUGACAUGGGGACACACAAAACUACCCAAAUGAAUGCAACCGGUUUCAGUGAAAAUCGCUCAUGUCAUCAGUUCCAGGUCAUUUACUCUGUGUCAAUUUGGACAGAGGGGACGCUGCCUGUCAUUUAUACUGUGCUAUUUUGCCCUAAUCUCACAAGAUGGAAACAUGUUUUUUGUUUGCUAUAUUGGUAUCGACUGUCAUGACCCAAGAAAAUAUUAUUUAUCGGUAACGGGCCGGAGUUCCGAAAUUGUUAUCGAUUGAUUCCCUGUAUUCUUAGCUCACAUCAAUUCCCUCCUGUUUCCACAGAGCAAUCUACUUUGCAGCUUACUCCACUGCCAAGGAGAAGCUGAACGGUGUGUUUGAGCCUGACUCGACGCAAGUCCACAUGGUGUCUGCAGGCCUAGCAGGUAACAGUCGUUCCACAAACCCCCCCCCCCUCGGCUGUCUGUAACAUCUUGUCAGUGCAGUUUCUACUGGUUGUUGCUGCAUUCAAAGUUGACUUGUUUAGACAAUUGAUUUCAGCUACUUAUUUUAUUUUGACGGAUUACAUAGAAAGGUCAAGGGGAUAUUGUUUAGUUUUUAUUUUAAAAUAUUUAGUUUUUGUUUAAAGUAACAGGAAACAUAUUUUUAUUUGAUAAAAUUGAUUAUUCUUAUUAAAAAAAUUAAAAAAUAACAUUGUUAUGGGAUGGUUAUGGGGUGUAUGGGGUUGCUGUUUCAUUUGAAGAUAAUUCAAUGUUUUAUAAACAUUGCUCUAGCCUAUUUCCAGCCAAGGCUAUGUGCUAGACAUUGCCACUAUAUGGCUUACCUUGUUGUGGACAUUUUCUAGCUUCCUGUGUGAGUGUUUUGAAUAUCAAGCACAGAUGGUUUGUCCGAAAGCACAAUUGAAGACUUUCAGGAUCAAACGGUCUCUUGACGACUACAAUAAACCCCACUUUAUAUUUAUAGUGACAGUGAAGAGGUUAUGGCUUAUUCUGCCCUUCAAUAUUGUAGUUCUUAAGUUAGAUGUGAAAAUAACCUUUUCAUUUUUCUUUGUCAAAGCACUAACUAAGAAAAUACAAAAAGUGUGAAAAAGACAAAGCACACGGUUAACUAUUGCAUUUUGUACUAACUGCCUCUAUUAAUAUAUUGAACUGCUCUCUCUCAAGAGCUUUUACACUCGGCGAAUAGAACCACUGACCCACGUAACUGCUUUGUCUUUGUCCUACCAUGAUAUACAGCCAACAUGGCAGAGGCUCAACACUUUACUACAUACCACUACUUACCACUAUAAUACUUACCAGUAGCUAGCUGGCUGGUCCAGCAAUUUGAAAAAAAUAAACAUCCUCAAAGUUUGGGUUGUGCUUUCUGUCCCACCCCUACUUCCCCCAGUUAUUUUUCUCCUUUCCCCAUUUCUUCAUUUGUCGUCUCUUUUGAGGCUCUUCGGAGGAUCCUAAAUCGUGUUAACGUACCAGUUGGUUGCUAAACAGUGAGUGUGGCCCUUCACGCGCUGUCUGUGCUGUGUGUGUACAGUAGUAAAGGCCCCAGGGCGCAAACAUGUCAGGGGCCUCACUGCGGGAGGUCUCCUCGCCUCGCGGCUACACGCCCACCGGACGUUGUUGGGCGGACGCCUCAGGUAGCACCCCAUUUCCUUUCACUGGUAUGACCAUGAUGCUAAUGAUGAUGAUGCUAUUGAUGCUAAUAAUGAUGAUGCUGAUGCUAGUAUAGGUCACGGCCAGCUGGUUUGCAGCUCUCGUAUCUCCUAUAACGUCUAUGUGAUUGCACAGUCUUGAUACACUGCCCCCUUCCCCCAUUUACCAGCCUGUUACCCCCCCCCCCCCCCCCCACCACCACCACCACCACCACCAUCACUGUAAAAAGUAAAUGAACAACACACGCACUUUGAUUUACGUUAGUCAGCAAAUGAAGGGAAAUGCUAACCUUGUCACUAUUAGAGGUUUGAGUGUCCUUAUUUGGCUUGUCCAUUCAACAUCAUUACUCUUGAACAGCUACCACAGCAGAUGUAGUUAAUCUAUGUAGUUCACGUGGUUAAUUCAUGUUCCGCUAUGUACGUCCAACAGGAGCUAUGCUCUACACUGUGCCUUAAAUAUGCCACCCAUGUAACAUACAUGUACAGUGGGGUCCGAAAUGAUUGACACCCCUAAAUAUUCGUAUAAAUAAAGUAGUCAGAAGUUUAGUAUUUGGUUCCAUAUUCCUAGCACGCAAUGACUACAAGCUUGUGACUCUUCAAACUUGUUGGAAGCAUUUGCAGUUUGUUUCGGUUGUGUUUCAGAUUAUUUUGCGACCAAUAGAAAUUAAUGGUAAAUAAUGUAUUGACUCACUUUUAUUGUAAAUAAGAAUAUAAUAUGUUUCUAAACACUUCUACAUUAAUGUGGAUGCUACCAUGAUUACGGAUAAUCCUGAAUGUAUUGUGAAUAAUGAUGAGUGAGAAAGUUAGAGGGUAAAGAUCAUACCCCCAAGACAUGCUAACCUCGCUCCAUUACCAAUAACAGGUCAUGUCUUGCAGGUAUUCUUGAGUUGGCAUAUCACAAAACUGCUAAUCAAAGAUAAAUAAUAAUAAUCCGAGAUAAAUAAAUCAGACCAUCUAAGUUUGUCAUUUAUAGACUAUAUUAAUAUAUGCCAUUCUUUAUAAACCAGCUUGACAAGGUUAGCAUUUGAACCCUCUCUUGCACUUCUUGACCUUUUUAUUAUGACUCAGUGUUGACUUUGUCCCCUAUUUUAUUUGACCCCAUUGCUGCUGUUUAGAAUCAAUAAAAGUGAUUAUAGUAAUGAUACAAUGGUACACAAGGAAUGGCACAUGUAGCAUCAGCUAAGAACAUCAUUUAAAGAUACUAUUUGAUUCUUAUUGUGUACCUUGCAUGUGUAUUUGUUAUGUCCUGCACAUCAUUUGAAUUAUACCAGUGGGGUGAUGUUCCGACAGACUUGCAUUUUUCUCUUUUUUUCCCUAACCAAGAAAGACAUACCUGACAGAACGACACGAGACGUCCUCUUGCAUUUAAAACAGGUGUGGGUCGGGAAAGGUCACAGGGUCGGGGGGUUAUAGAGGAGGGGUGGGGGGGGGGGGAGAUGGGGUGUGACCCCUUUCUCCUCUCCCACCUUAGUUGUUGGUUUAAAAAAAGGGUGGGUAAAAAUGUGGGAGAGGGGAGGCUUAGGUGGAUCUUACCUGUUUAUAUAAAAAGUGGGGGGUUGGGGGGAUAGUGGGUUGGGAGAGAUGGGAGUGACGCUUUUCCUCCUUUUUUACCUAUUUAAAAAAACGGGGAUUAGGUAGGAUUGGUAUUUCCUCUCCCAUCUAUGCAUUUGUGGGUGGGUUGGUUGGUUGACUGCUGCCUGUGUGUGACUGUGGUACAGAAAAGCCUGUGUCUAUUUUAGGGCUUUACUGUAGCUUUCACCCCUGCGUGAGGGGGGAGAGCCCCAGCCACCUCAGCCCCCCAUAUCUGCAGGCUUCUAGCUGCAGCUGUGAGGCGGAGUAGCUUUGCCCCUACUCUGUGAGUACACGCCAUAGAAGCUAUCUCUCUUCCUCUUCUUUUACUUCUUCUUCUUCCACAGACUUUUCAUCCUCUUCACGCAGUUGCCUUAGGACUGUGUCCCUCGAUACAGUAGAAGCUCUAGAGCGAUACUGUACUGUAGAACUUGGUUUCUUGUUUAGAGAAAAUGCUAUUGUCCAUUUUAGCUCUUGGCGCAAUGUAGUGAUGUAUAUUUAUGUUCAUUUGCCAAUGGCCAUGUUUGAAUGCUGUUGUUGUUUAGAGAUUAAGUAUCUCGACGACAUCGGUACAAAGCAUACGUGAUGUGCCAGAUUACUGUCUGUCUUUAAAUAUGCACACCUUAUUAUCACACUAGCAUUACCUGCACCUUACACAUUUGUCAUAUACCUGUAUACCUUGUAAUGUGUAUGACAUGACACUCACUUGUGAACUAACAUAAUGACUUGAUGCAUUAUCAGGGGAUUCAUUGGUCUCUCUGAUUGAAAACUAAUUCAAAUCCAAAUUAGUAUAAGCAACUUAUUAAUAACACUAAACUAAUACAUGUUUUGGUACCGCUUUAUCACUAAUAUAUAUAUAUAUAUAUAUAUAUAUAUAUAUAUAUAUAUAUAUAUAUAUAUAUAUAUAUAUAUAUACACACACACACAGUGCAUUCGGAAAGUAUUCAGACCCCGUGACUUUUUCCACAUUUUGUUAUGUUACAGCCUUAUUCUAAAAUGGAUUUUUUAUUUUUAUUUUUUUAUAAACCUCAAUCUACACACAAUACCCCAUAAUGACAAAGCGAAAACAGGUUUUUAGAAUAAAAAACAGAUACCUUAUUUACAUAAGUAUUCAGACCCUUUGCUAUGAGACUCGAAAUUGAGCUCAGGUGCAUCCUGUUUCCAUUGAUCAUCCUUGAGAUGUUUCUACAACUUGAUUGGAGUCAACCUGUUGUAAAUUCAAUUGAAUGGACAUGAUUUAGAAAGACCCACAGUUGACAGUGCAUGUCAGAGCAAAAACCAAGCCAUGAGCUCGAAGGAAUUGUCCGUAGAGCUCCGAGACUGGAUUGUGUCGAGGCAUAGAUCUGGGGAAGGGUACCAAGACAUUUCUGCAGCAUUGAAGGAACACAGUGGCCUCCAUCAUUCUUAAAUGGAAGAAGUUUGGAACCACCAAGACUCUUCCUAGAGCUGGCCGCCCGGCCAAACUGAGCAAUCGGGGGAGAAGGGCCUUGGUCAGGGAGGUGACCAAGAACCCGAUGGUCACUUUGACAGAGCUCCAGAGUUCCUCUGUGGAGAUAGGAGAACCUUCCAGAAGGAGAACCAUCUCUGCAGCACUCUACCAAUCAGGCCUUUAUGGUAGAGUGGCCAGACAGAAACCACUCCUUAGUAAAAGGCACAUGACAGCCUGCUUGGAGUUUGCCAAAAGGCACCUAAAGGACUCUCAGACCAUGAGAAACAAGAUUCUCUGGUUUGAUGAAACCAAGAUUGAACUAUUUGGCCUGAAUGCCAAGCCUCACGUCUGGAGGAAACCUGGCACCAUCUCUACGGUGAAGCAUGGUGGUGGCAGCAUCAUGCUGUGGGGAUGUUUUUCAGCGGCAGGGCCUAAGAUGAAAACCUGCUCCAGAGCUCUCAGGACCUCAGACUGGGGUGAAGGUUCACCUUCCAACAGGACAACCCUAAGCACACAGCCAAGACAAUGCAGGAGUGGCUUUGGGACAAGUCUCUGAAUGUCCUUAAGUGGCCCAGCCAGAGCCCGGACAUGAACCCGAUCGAACAUCUCUGGAGAGACCUGAAAAUAGCUGUGCAGCAACGCUCCCCAUCCAACCUGACAGAGCUUGAGAGGAUUUGCAGAGAAUAAUGGGAGAAACUCCACAAAUACAGGUGUGCCAAGCUUGUAGCAUCAUACCCAAGAAGACUCAAGGCUGUAAUCGCUGCCAAAGGUGCUUCAACAAAGUACUGAGUAAAGGGUCUGAAUACUUAUAUUAAUGGGAUAUAUCAGUAAAAAAAAUAAUCUAAAAUCCUGUUUUUGCUUUGUCAUUAUGGGGUAUUGUGUGUAGAUUGAUGAGGGGGGGGGGGGACUAUUUAAUCCAUUUUAUAAUAAGGCUAUAAUGUAUCAAUGUGGAAAAAGUCAAUGGGUCUGAAUACUUUCCGAAUGCACUGUAUAUAUGCACGCACGCACGCCAAGUUCCCCUGGGAAAUACCACUUGACCUCCUCUACUCAGCGAUAUUCAGUUAUUCCUCAUGUCCUCUUGAAUAAUUCAAGAAUGCCAGACUCCAUUUUGUUUCCUCAUGGUCCGUGGCAGCCAAUGAGGCCUUCAGCUGAGGCUCAGACCAUGACGACACUGCACAAUUACUUGCUAUUUAUAUGUAGGCCUACUGUAGGGCUGAGCUCUCCCCAUCUGGGAGCUAGCUACUAUUGUUCACAUUAAAUUUACUCAAUUCAUUGACUCAUUUAUACGGUAGUCUUUUAUCAGGCACUCUUAACCAGAGUGAAUAAUAAUACUAUUAAUUAAGGGGGCUGAACAAUAGCAUAGCACUAUGUUAUAUCUUAUAUUUCUAUAGUGCCUGGUGUGUACAUGAGAUUCAGGCCCACCUUGUUUAUAAAUACUUAGGAAUAGUAUUUAUGAUUAAGUAUAGCCACAUCUUAGAUAUAUUUAUUACAACUUCUAGAGAUGAUAAUGAGGAACGUUAGAUACUUGGACUAGGCUACAUCUUUAAGCUGAGUUUUUACCCGUGCUGUAAUACAAUCUUGAUGAGGAAUCUAAUCAGUCCAUAUAAUCAUUAUUCAAUUCCUGUGAAGGACAAACAGUCUGCCCUAAUCAAAGGUAAUCAAGUUCAUUUUUAUAUCAUCUCUGGCCUGAUUCCGGAAUACCAGAGAAAAAGGAAAGGUUUUACGAGAUUGCCAAUACGUAAAUAAACAGCUCAUAAACACAGCUUGAAGAUGUCAACAAUGCUUUCAGACACUGCAGCCAGUUGAGAAGGAGAGUAGCUUUAUAUAGAAUUCACUGGGGUUGUAUUUCACAAACGCAGGAUCGAUAGACUGGCCAGCACUCAUUUCUAACUCUUACUUUUCUAGUUCAUUAAGCCAGCUGAAGUUGAAUGUCAUUUGGUUGGGUUACUGCGAGUAUUGAGUCCGUAAUAUCAUUCCCUAUAUUCAAGUUUUUCUUUCUUCAUCAUCCAGGAAAUAAAGAGUUAUUGUUAGCUGGCUAACUCCUUGGUGGUGCUUUGUGAAAUACCCCCCCAAAACGUAGGCCAAUAUAUAUCUUUGUCCUUGGAUAGGCUGUCUUUCACACCGUGUCACUCUCCCCGUCUGAACCUCUGAACUCUUCUUCCCAGGGUUCACUGCUAUCACUGCGACCAAUCCCAUCUGGCUUAUAAAGACCCGGUUGCAGCUGGAUGCCAGGUAAGCACUGAGCAGGGAGUCUGGAUCUAGGCCAUCAGCUGAUUAAAUUCCCUUAGCUUAUGUUAUUCCACAGCUGUUUCAUAUUUUACUGGUUCUCUAGCUAUGUUAUGGGUUGUUAUGCUUAUUUGACUAGUUUCAUAUUGCAUUGACCCAUGGUACUAGGGGAAAGGGUGUUAUUCUGAGGAGUAGUGCAUACACUUUAUUGAAUGUUGCAAAUCCCUUUUCCAUUAUUACUUGCCAAAUGUAUCCCGUUAGCUAUAUGAUCAAAUAUCCUUUUGCGUACCUUUUUUUGCCAUGUUCAACUAUUCAUUUACCCACCCGCUACAUGUUUUUACCACAGGAACCGUGGCGAGCGGCGCAUGAAUGCGUUCGAGUGCAUGCGGCGGGUCUACCAGACGGAGGGCUGGCGGGGCUUCUACCGGGGUAUGUCUGCCUCGUACGCCGGCAUCUCCGAGACAGUCAUCCACUUUGUCAUCUAUGAGAGCAUCAAGCGCAAGCUGAUGGAGUCCAAGGCCCAGGCCAGCAUGGAUCAGGACGAGGAUGAGUCGGUGAAGGAUGCCUCAGACUUUGUGGGUAUGAUGCUGGCAGCCGCCACGUCCAAGACCUGCGCCACCUCCAUCGCCUACCCCCACGGUAUGCACCUACACCUUCAAUUUCUACUUAUUAUGUGACGGUAAAGAAUACAUCAAAAGAAUUUAUCUUAGUUUCUGUUUUAUUAGUGACAAAAAAUUGCAUAGUCUACAAAAUUGUCACUUUUGGUCUCAAUUAUUGAUACACGAUAUAUCAGCCAUAUCGUUAUCGGCCGAUAUGAUAUCGCCAAUAAUAAUACAAAAAGUUAAAACGAAUCAUGGUCAAUAAUAAGUCACUCGGUUGUUGCUCCCAUCUCACGGGGAGGAAAAUGUUUUUUCUUCUUUUUCCAUAUCAGUAUUGGUAACGUUCAUCAUGUUGAAGAAAAUAUCGGCUAUCGUAUCCGUCCGGAAUUUCCAUACUAUUGCAUCCAUGGUCUAAAUGAGUCCCCUCUUCUCUCCUCCCUCUUGCCUCUUCCUUUGUAGAGGUGAUCCGCACCCGGCUACGAGAGGAGGGCAGCAAGUACCGCUCCUUCUUCCAGACAUUGUUGACAGUACCUAAGGAGGAGGGCUACCGUGCCCUGUACCGCGGUCUCACCACCCAUCUGGUCCGCCAGAUCCCCAACACUGCUAUAAUGAUGUCCACCUAUGAGAUGGUGGUCUACCUGCUCCAACGCUAG